Oldenlandia corymbosa var. corymbosa is the source of this 2448-nucleotide messenger RNA. NCBI's taxonomy places the organism in Eukaryota, Viridiplantae, Streptophyta, Magnoliopsida, Gentianales, Rubiaceae. The record is from the annotation of a GenBank genome assembly.
CCCCCACCCCCGAUAUUAAGUGCAUCGUUCUCUUCAUUUCCGUUUUCAAUUUAGUAUUUACCAUCGAGCAGUUGAAACUCGAUUUCUGGAAAAUUUUGUUUCCGAAAGACAAAAGAAGUGCAUUCAUGGAUUCCGUUCUUCCAAUUACGAUAUUAGCAUCGGUGAUCGGAGGAGCUUUAAUUGCAUUUCUCAUUUUCGGAAACUAUUUCCGGAAACGUAAAUUUGAAGUUGAAUCGAUCGCUAAGCCUGAAAAGAUUGAAGCAAAACAAACCCAAAAGCAGCCGCCGGCCAAGAGUUCAAAGAAGUUUCAAUCCAAAACUCAUGCCGCCGAUAAGGAUGCAAAUCAGCGGCACCACCCGCUGGAUUUGAACACGCUUAAAGGUCACAGUGAUGCAGUUACAGGCGUCUGUUUCUCUUGGGAUGGACGUAAUCUGGCCACAGCUUGCGGUGAUGGGGUUCUCCGGGUAUUCAAGUUGGAUGAUGCUGCCAAUAAAAGCUUCAAGUUUCUCAGAAUUAACUUGCCUGUUGGAGGUCAACCAACGGCUGUUGCAUUUGCUGAUGAUGCAACUUCUGUAGUAGUCGCAACUCAUACUUUGUUAGGUUCUUCUCUUUACAUGUAUGGAGAGGAGAAACCUAAAGGGAGUGGUGACUCUAAGCAGGCUCCUCCAGAGAUCAAAUGGGAACACAGAAAAGUUCAUGAUAAGAGGGCCAUUCUCACGCUAUUUGGAACCAAGGCGACUUAUGGCACCGCUGAUGGCAGUAGCAUCGUUGUUUCAUGUUCUGAAGGCACUGACAUCACAGUGUGGCAUGGGAAAACGGGAAAGGUCCUGGGGCAGGUUGAUACCAAUCAGCUGAAGAACACUAUGGCCUCUAUAUCACCUAAUGGACGAUUCAUAGCUGCUGCAGCUUUUACUGCUGAUGUGAAGGUUUGGGAGAUUGUGUACUCGAAAGACGGAUCAGUGAAGGAGGUCUCAAGAGUUAUGCAGCUGAAGGGGCAUAAGAGUGCCGUAACUUGGCUGUGUUUUGCUCCAAAUUCGGAACAAAUCAUUACGGCAUCCAAGGAUGGUUCUAUUAGAGUCUGGAACAUCAAUGUUCGAUACCAGAUGGAUGAAGACCCUAAAACUCUAAAGGUGUUUCCCAUUCCCCUUCAUGAUGCAAAUGGCGCAACAUUACACUAUGACCGUCUGUCCCUUUCACCUGAUGGCAAGAUAUUAGCUGCUGCACAUGGUUCAACAUUGCAAUGGUUAUCUUCUGAGUCUGGGCAAAUUUUGGACACGGCUGAGAAAUCCCAUGAUGGUGAUAUUACGGAUAUGGCAUGGUCACCUGUCCCAAUUCCAAUGGGUAAGUUUCUCUUAUUAUGGAUGUGUCAGCAGUUAUUCUUUCCUUUCAUCACCCAUUUUGUGCCCCUUAAGAACUAGAGUGAUAGACACCAGUGAGAUUGCAGACUCCACUCUCAAAUGAGAAAUGAAACCCGAAAUUAUUUGGGGGUCUGGUUAUUGUUGGUUCUGGGUGUUCCAUGUGCUGUUUAUUGGUUCAGAACUAAUAGAAGGAAAAGAUGGCAUAUAUUUUCUCUUUUGCUUCUUUGCGUUGCAUCGUGCAGGAACUUUGUACCUUUAUAUUGCUUUCUCAUGUCUGUUUUUGGAACAGGAGACAAGAGGGUAUCAGUUUUGGCAACAGCCAGUAAUGACAAAAAGGUGAAGCUGUGGGUAGCUCCUUCUCUUCAUCAAUCAUGAGAAUGGAUUCUGCUUGGAUACAUUGCCCUGGGCAUCAGCACUUCUUCAGAUGGCAUGAUAUGCUGGUUUCAAUCCAUUGUGAUGCAACAGCCAGUAUGACCGAUAGGUUCUACCUUAGAACUUGGGAACUUCAUAGAAAGAGGAAAUGAGGGAGAACAAGAUUACUUACUGUAGGGAAUUUUGAGGCUUCUGUAGCUCUUACGUCACCUGAGUUUUGUACUGUCAAGUGCGAUUUAACAAUACAUAUAAUGUGACUCCGUUGUUAGAGAAUCGGUUUGAUCAGUUUACAUGAGUAAUCGUUUAUGUUCAUAUCUCGUCUGUAACCUAGUGUACAGCAUUAGGCUUCAACAUAAACAGGAAAAAAAAAAAAAAAAGAACUUAAAACGCUGAGUCAGCAUAUGCAAAAAUCUUAGAACAUGGAGAAGAAAAACUUACCUCUCAGAGACUCGAACGAGUGGUUUAGAAAAGAAAUAACUAUAGUCUUAUGAAGAGAAAACUAGUGUCAGUGUAAAAGGUGGCUCGUCACACCGGUCAUUGCAAAGCUUGAUCGAUUAUAUUUAUCAUUAUGAAUCUUGGGAUUUACAUUUGGUUUGUAACUCUAAAGUACACAACAAUCAUAUCUUGUAGAACCAUAUCUCUUGGAACAUAGAACAGCAAAACAUAAUCGUUUCCAGUCCAAAAAUCUUUCAAGAUUCACGUACAUUUUUCAUUCUAG